Messenger RNA from Solea senegalensis (Senegalese sole), 4370 nucleotides. RefSeq names its product pannexin-1-like. Bases 1275 to 2582 code for a protein of 435 amino acids. Lineage: Eukaryota; Metazoa; Chordata; Actinopteri; Pleuronectiformes; Soleidae. Gene Ontology annotation, molecular function: channel activity. The transcript is spliced from 8 exons. Gene Ontology annotation, biological process: positive regulation of interleukin-1 production; monoatomic cation transport. The record is from RefSeq and is a predicted model, not a curated record.
AAUGAGUGCGUAAACGUUUAUUGAAAAACAAUGACAUUAUUGUUUUCUAUACCAAUGUAAUGUAAUAUUUAACUAUACACAGCGUUAAUGGACAGAAAACUAUUACUAAGAAAACUUUAAAAUUCGUGGUACAUCACAAAAGAACCCAUGUAAAAUAUUUUAAAAAGAAUUGUUUACGCUCCACAGCUCAGCUUUUGUUUUGUGGACAGUUCUAUUUCCGGUAUGAUUACUGGUAUUGUACAUGGACUUUACGGACCAGCGAAAAGUUGAGAGGACCAGGGAGGACAAAGCGAAAAAAGCCAAGAGUUCAUGCCGAAUAUCGAAAAAAAGACAGCAUCGUCGUCAUCACCAACUCAAACACGACCUUGGUUUCUAGUCUUUAAAUGUUUCCAGGAAGAAAGCAAAUCACUUCCACGUAAUCACACAAACACGAGACACCGCCACGUUUUCACAGUUGAGAGGAAAAGUACAGCUUGUUUUUGUAAGCACGUACAGUUUACCAGUCACUUGCUAAUGCUGUUGUAUGCUUCACAUAAAGUCACGCUGUUGGUGCUGCCUUUAAGGACUGUCAGAAAUAUCUCCUAAUCAUUAAUCAUUAAUCAAUCCAAUUCAAACUGAAAUUAUAAUUGAUGUGUUGGGGGAAAAUAUAUGCGAAGCCACAUAUAAAAUAUCACAAACGGAAGUUAGCUAAAUAUGUCGCUAUUAUUUACAAAACAAGGGGUCUGCUACAUAAAGAAAAUGAUUUAAAUAAUGUACUACUAAAUACUAAAAGUAUAAUUUUAGAGGGUUAUGUAAAAAUUAAAUGUGAAAAAUAAAGAUGUUGUGUGUAGGUGUUUUAGAAGUAUGUGGAGCCAAGUUCCAUAAUUAAAAGUCUUGUUCUUUCACAUUUUUCCUAUGAGAGGCAAAAAUAAGGCUUGGGUUUUACUACAUUCCUAUUUUGGCCGGUGGUUGUUAUGCUUUUCCCAGGACGGAUAAAAUCACGCGAUCUCAGUAAAGGCAACACGAGAGCUGGAAAAUCAAAGCUGUAUUUCUGCACUUGAAUGCGCCACCACUUUCCUUCAGGUCGGAAGCAGGUUUUUGCUCUCACAGGAAGAAGGCUCGUUUGGAAAGUUGUGUUUUUAUUGUUCCAUCUGUUGAAUGUCGGCAUGUGCUAGCAGUUGCCUUCGGUCCUGAGAAAUAUCCACCCCUUUAAGGCUGUUCAAGAGAAACUACACAGUGACCCGGUAGGUGUUCUUAUUUAUGUGUUGCAGUUUGGGUAACAGCAGAGCAGGGAGAUGGCCAUCGCACAUGUGGCUACAGAGUAUGUGUUUAGCGAUUUCCUUCUGAAGGAGCAGAACCAGGCUCGAUAUCGCAGCGUCCGAACUGAGCUGGCUCUGGACAAGAUGGUGACCUGUGUGGCAGUGGGCCUGCCCCUCCUACUCAUCUCCCUGGCCUUUGCUCAAGAAGUUUCAGUUGGUACUCAAAUCAGCUGUUUCGCUCCCACUAACUUCUCCUGGAGACAGGCUGCAUAUGUGGAUUCAUUCUGCUGGGCGUCUGUACAUACACACACUCUACCUCUCUGGCUUCAUAAGUUCUUUCCCUACAUCCUGCUGUUGGUGGCAGUGUUGAUGUACACCCCAGCAUUGUUCUGGAGAUUUUCUGCAGCACCGCUCCUGCUGUCGGACCUUGGCUUUAUCAUGGAGGAGUUGGACCGGUGCUACAACCGUGCUGUAACUCUGGCCAAGCGCAUGGCCACGUCAGGACGGCUCACACCAGACAGCGAUCCCACUGAGGGCUGUUUCAACUACCCACUGGUGGAGAAGUUCCUGACAACCAAGCGUUGCUCUCGGACGAUGCUGCUUUAUUACCUGUCUUGUCGCGGCUUGACUUUUGUUACCCUGGUGUGUGCGUGUAUUUACCUGGGUUACUACCUCCGCCUGGCCUCCGUCACCGACGAGUUUGGAUGCACGCUCCGUGUCGGCCUGCUCACCUCGGACCCCAGCGUCCCUGACAAGGUGCAAUGUAAGCUCAUCGCUGUGGGAGUCUUCUCAUUGCUCAGCCUUGUCAACCUGAUCGUGUUCAUUGCACUGAUUCCCGUGGUGAUCUACGCGAGUUUCCGCCCAUUCCUCUGCCACAGACACGCCCAUUUCCUGGAAACAUACCAGUCACUCCCCACGGUGAGCGUCCUGCCCACCCCUGGUGGCCAAUUGGAUGAUCUUGCAUUGUAUCUGCUCUUCCUGGAGGAAAACAUCAGUGAACUAAAAUCCUACAAAUAUAUCAAGGUGUUGGAGCUGUUGAGGAAACGAGGUGAAUGCUCUGAAGAAGACUUUGAUGCUAUGGGUCUGCUGCAGACUCUGUGUCUGGUGAAGAUGGAUGCUGUGGAUGGAAAUAAACCUUCUUCUGCUGCGGGGGAACAGGAUCAACUAAAAAGUAAAGCAGCAGAGUCUGUGAACAGCCCCACGGCCACCAACAACAGAGAGGCCAAAAACAACAGCAGCCGCCCAGAUUUAACCAGCGAUAAUGACAGCAAAACUGGAACUGAGAUGAAAGAACUCACUCCUCUGCUGCUACAAAACAGUGAUGCAACAGGCAGCAGAAUGUGAUUGGCUGCUCAUGGCAAAUAACUUUGCUCACUGUCCCAUGGUACACUGAAAUCUCAUGACCUUCCUGACCUAAUGGAGAAAUACAAAAUGUGAUGGGACAACACGGCUGCAUUGUGGGCAGAAUAAAAGUUCCACCAUAUGUCCUCAUGACUGGAUGGGAAUGUUGGGGCAAUUUAAGAAGCAGAUAAUAAAGGAGGAGGAAGUGAGUAUUGGGAAUAUUCAGGUGAUUUAAGUCAUGCUGGUUGGUAGAAAAUUUUAAGUUCCCUGACUGAGCUUUUAUAUCCAGUACGUAAACAUUUAAUAAUUGGUUGAAAAAAACACUGUAAGACACUAUAAGGACAACUUGUGUGAGAACAUAUUUUUAUAUUAUUACAACAUGUCUUUUUGUAGUGGCUUUGUUUUUAUAAGAACUAUUUAUCAAAUGUUCACAGCCUGCCUCUAAAUGCUAAAUUUGAUAAUUUGUAGUCAAGUUUUGAACCUUGAAGUAUGCAUGUAUUUCUGCAUUCAGUGGGUUAAACAUUAAAGUACCAAAUACUGACUGACUGUUGUGCUGGAUGUCAGUCAAUAUUUGUAUGUUUAUGUCAGACAUGAAUGUUUUUGAUGUUGCACAAUCCUUGUGUUUAAUUGUAGUGGAGAGUGACUAUUUUCUGUGUUUAAAGAAAAAUCGGUACGAGUUUGUAAUAGAAAGGGUAUAGUUGUGACAAAAUCACACAACUUCACCACGCAUUCAUUUGUCCCGUCUCUAAUUUACAAAGGAUUAUAAAACUCCAUGGGACAGAGUCAACUUUAAGUUUAAGUUCAUUGUGAAACACAUCACAGUCCACUGGUCUCCAUGAAAUGAAGAUGAGAUGCACUUUAGUUUCAUAGAGACUGAAACUGUCCAUCUCUGACAAGAAUCAUUACUUUCAUUAUUGAUACAUCUGUAGACCGUUUUCCUGUUUGAUUUGUUUUCCCCAAAAAUCUCAAAAUGAAAAAUCCUCAAAUGUACUGUUGUUCACAAACCAAAGAUUUUGCUGUCGUAGGAUAAAUAUUAUUUAGUGGUUGAUUACAAUUUCAUCAUUUAUUCCUACUGGAGCCUCUUGGCCAGGUCAUGUUUGUAAAUGAGAACUGGUUCUCAAAUAUUUUGUCAGGUAAAAUAAAAGUAAAAUAUAUUUUUUGUUGCAGCUCCAAUUCAUUAUAGGUCUUCCAGUGUUUCAGUUUUUGGAAUCACUGUUUGGAUUGUUUACAUUAUAAAAAAAAAAUAACAAAAGGCACCAGUUUGUCAUUCUCAUAAACAGUAUGUUAUAUUGUGAACUGAAUAGUUCAUGUGCAUAUCUGCUGUUUUGUGUUUUUUCUAAAUAUCAAGCUGCCAUUAACUGGUAGAAAUACAGGACUUUCAUUUCAUUGACAUCUCAUUUUCUACAAGACAGUACACAUUGCUCAGUGUUCAUUAACAUGUAUAAUUUCUUUGACAUGUAUAAUUUCAUGUAUAACAUGUAUAAUUUCUUUGAUGUCAACAAACUAUAAAUAUGACUUGAGAUGUUUGAUGUUCUGUGACCGUUGAUGUCUUGUACUUUUACUGGUGUCUUCUGCUGUCUGCAUGCAAGUGCAACAUUUUGACAUUGUAAUUAAAUUAUUGUGAUGUUUUAUUAGUCUGUGUUUUAAAGAGCUGUGUCUGCACAAUGGCUACAUGUUUCAUUUAGAGAUUUGAUGCAAUUUCUUUUUAUGCCCAGUUGUGUGAUAGUUAUUUUGUUGUGACCUAUGAAAAUCAAAUUUUCCGCAAAUUACAAAUAAAUGUAAUGAAAUAUA